AUGAGCGAUUUCAACUACGAUUCCGUGGCUGGCAUCAAGGAGGAAUGCAUGGGGAUUCCUAACAUCACCGAGCAUGUCUUUAAAAAGCAAACGCUUCAGCGAAAGCAACCGCAAUACCACAACGGGCAGAGCGACGAAAUGUUUAAGGAGCAGAAGAGUGUCGUCGUUCACGAAUCGUCAGACACCGACGCCAGUCAGACAUCAUCCGCACGAGCCGCAAGAUUCGCUGCUUCGAAAGUAGUACUUUUUCCUGGUUUUGUUUUGAUUUGA
This is a messenger RNA of Soboliphyme baturini, 270 nucleotides long. The record is from the annotation of a GenBank genome assembly. NCBI's taxonomy places the organism in Eukaryota, Metazoa, Nematoda, Enoplea, Dioctophymatida, Soboliphymatidae.